AUGGAUGAGAUGGAUGAGAUGGAUGAGAUGAAUAAAGUGGAUGAGAUGGAUGACGUGGACAAAGUUGAAGUUGUAGACAGAGUGUACGAUGUGGACGAGGUUGACGAGAUGGAUGAAAUGGAUGAAAUGGAUGAGAUGGAUGAGCUGGGACAACUGUUCUAA
This is a messenger RNA of Protopolystoma xenopodis, 162 nucleotides long. The record is from the annotation of a GenBank genome assembly. Lineage: Eukaryota; Metazoa; Platyhelminthes; Monogenea; Polystomatidea; Polystomatidae.